GGCACGCUGAACUGCGCUGUUAAUUACCUCUUGUUUGGAAAGACCGCACGCCUGAAAACUUUGCAUCUUUCGUCGAGUUUCAGCGAGAGGCCCGCUCUUGGCCUGAUUUUUGUGGUGAUUUAUACUGCACAACAAACGAUCACAGCUCCAACACACAGCAAGCGAAAUAGGGGGUUCUAGGCCUGGUCCAGCUCCAGGUCAACCCUGCUGCUGGUCAUGGAAUCCCCGCUUCGCAUGAUACGACGAUAGGGAUUAUUUCGCACAUAGAGCGGCUUGUUCUGGAGCUUGGGGCGGAGGGGGUCCCUCAUGGACUGAGUCGCCGCCCCAACAGCUGAACAGACGACGCGAAAAAGCAUGACGUCACCGGGGGAUCAGAAGGCGAAGGAGGAUGCGCUGCUGGAGAAAGCAGCUGCCAUUAAGGCGCAAUGGAAGUCCAUGGCUGCGGCCUACAACUUCCCUUGCGAGGAGCCGAAGCGGGCCGCGACGCACUGGGACUACGUGCUCCGGGAGGCGCAGUGGCUCGCGGAGGAUAUGAUGCAGGAACGGUUAUGGAAGCAAUCGGCGGCUCUGCGGCUUGCAUAUGACGCGGCAAAGUUUGACCGGAAACGGCUCAAGCAUGUCGAGACCAAAAUCACGCUUGAAUGCAAGCCGGAGGAGCUCGGGAGAGUCAAAGGGGGAGCAUUGGACGACGCGAAGGGCAAGGCGCUUCCAAAUGGAGGCGUUGACACAGGCCCGACCGCGCCGGGCACACCGGACCGGGUGGAGGAGCUGCCGGGCUGGCCGCUGGCGGAGCAGCUGACGUUCACGGUGCUGAUCAGCCCAGAGGAGCUCAUGGAGGCGGUGGUGCGCCAGCUUGAGGAGGAGGACGUGGCGCGGCUGACGGUGCACGCGGAGGUGUUGUCCGACUACAAGAUGGCCUUCGAGGCGGUGCAGUGGGUCAAGACCGCGCAGCACACAUCGGCGGACGGCGACGACAUGCCGUUGCGGAAGCCAAUUAUGAAGAAGGCGGCCGCGCGGCCGCGCGUGAUGAUGGCGGCGGACGACACGGAUUCGCUCGGGGAGGGACCGCCCAGUCACCACGUCCGGGCGGGGGCAGGAGCGGGCGGCGCAAUGCGGCGCAUGGGAGGCGCAGCGCCUCACCGCCCGCUGGGGGACCUGGACGACGGCCCCGCCAACAAGCGCAAGCGGAAGCCGCGGGACCUGGAGGAGGAGGAUGCGGUCAUGUCGGGGCAGCCCAAGGCUGGCCUAAAGCUGAAGAACGCGGGCGGCAUGAAGGAUGACAAGUCCAAGAAGCUCAAGAGCCCGCAGAAGCCACCUGGCGGCCACCCCAGCCAGGGCUUCCCGCCGGGCCGGGACGGCUCCGCGCACCCCGGCAUGCAGAAGGGCGCGGUGCCGGGCGGCAUGAAGCACCCGCUGCUGCGCAGCACCGCCACCAUCCCCGACGGCUCUAUGCGCGGCCUGGCCUGGAGCGGCACCGACGACCAGGUGCUUGCUGCCAUCGUGACGGAGUUCAGCCAGAACUGGCUGCUGGUGGCGGACGUGAUGCGCUCCGCCAACAGCAUGCAGGGCGUGUUCCGGCGGCCGGACAUGUGCAAGUACCGCUACGCCAUGCUGGUGAAGGCGUGGCAGCAGGAGAACGGCGACGACAUGCUGCCGGAGACGCAGCAGGCCAACGCGCUGUCGCUGGCCAUCAUGCCCAAGCAGCAGGCCAAGGAGGUGCUGUACCAGGUGCUGCCGGUGUCGGAGGCCACGCUGCGGCGGCACCAGGACAGUGUGUCGGGUCUGUACGUGCGGCACCGCUCCAAGCGGAGCGCGGAGCGGCAGCAGCAGCGGGAGAUGUACAAGAUGCGGCAAGACCAGCAGCACAUCAGCCACAAUGUGGUGUUCGGCAACGUGCACUCCGGGAACGGCGGCCGGAUCUUGAACCCGAUGGAGCUGGGCAUUGGCCUUGGCAUCGGCGACCCCACGGCAGCGCCCGGCCUGAUGUCGGGCAGCCCAGCCAUGCCUGGUGGCGCCACCGCGCCGCCGCCCGCCGCGGCAGGGCUCGGGCAACCGCCGGCCCCGGCGGCGCCAGGCAUGGCGCAGCCUCCCGGUGGCGGCAUGGGCGCGGCGCAGCCCAGCAUGCAGCCUGGCAUGCAGCCUGGCAUGCAGCCCGGCAUGCAGCCCGGCAUGCAGCCCGGCAUGCAGCCCGGCAUGCAGCCUGGCAUGCAGCCCGGCAUGCAGCCCGGCAUGCAGCCUGGCAUGCAACCUGGCAUGCAGCCUGGCAUGCAGCCUGGCAUGCAGCCAGGAAUGCAGCCAGGAAUGCAACCCGGCAUGCAGCCUGGCAUGCAGCCCGGCAUGCAACCCGGCAUGCAGCUCGGCAUGCAACCAGGCAUGCAGCCGGGAAUGCAGCCGGGAAUGCAGCAACAGCAGCAGCCCCAGAUGAUGCAGCAGCCUGACGGCUCGCAACUGUCUGGCGGCGGCGCCUCUCUACCCAACCAGCAGUCCAUUCCAGGCAUGCCGUCGGGCACGCUCCCACCCAGCAUGGGUCAGCCGGGUGCUGCGGGCAUGCAGCCAGGGAUGCCACCAGGCAUGCCGGGCCAGCAGCCGGGGCAGCCUGGCGCUGCACAGGUUAUGGCGGCGCAGAACGCGGCGAUAGCGGCCCAAAACGCGGCGCGGAUGCAGCAGCAGACUGCCUUGAUGCAGCAGCAGGCGCAACAACAGCAGGCACAGCAGCAACAGCAACAGCAGGCGGGUGCACCUGGCGCGCCUGCGCCAGGCCAGCUGCCACAGCCGGGUGCGCCAGGUGCGCAACAGCAGCCGAUGGGCAUGGCGCCUGGCGCGCCGCAGCCCACUGCCGCGCAGAUGGCGGCCGCGGCGUCGGCGCUGCAGCAGCAGCAGGCUGCCGCCGCCGCGCAGGGCCGCGUCCCCACUCCGCCCCUGCAGCAGGUGCCUUCGCUGCCAGGCAUGCCGCCCAUCCGCGCGCCCAACCCUGCCAUGGCCAUGGCCGCGAACCAGCAGAUGCAGCAGGCGAUGCUGAUGGCACAGAAGCAGAAGAUGCAGCCUGGGCAGCCUGGGCAACCAGGGCAGCCCGGGGCGCCUGGGGCGCCGGGAAUGUCCAUGAUGCCUGGGGCUCCCGGCACGGCGCCUGGGGGGCAGCCGCCGACACCGCAGCAGAUGGCUGCGGCUGCUGCGCAGCAGCAGGCCCAGCAGCAGCAACAGCAGCAGCACAUGGCAGCUGCGGCUGCAGUCGCUGCGCAGCAGGCGCUGCAGCAGCAACAGCAACAGGCCGCCAACGCAGCGCAGCAACAGCAGCAGCAACAGAUGGCGGCAGCGCAACAGCAAGUUGCGGCUGCCGCUGCGGCGGCGGCGGCAGCGGCGGCUGCCGCGACCGCGGCCGGCCAGCCGGGCCAACCCGGACAGCCCGGACAGCCUCAGCCUGGACAACCUGGGGCGAUGCAGCCGGGGGCGAUGCCGGGGCAGCCCGGGCAGCCGCAGCCUGGCAUGCCACCGGGCAUGCCGCCUGGCAUGGUACUGCCGGGGCAGCAGCCCGGUAUGCCGGGGGCCGCCGCUGCUGCAGCUGCCGCGGCCGCCGCGGCUGCUGCUAACAUGAACAAGCCGCCCACACCCACGCCCAUGGGCAUGCCUGGCACAACACCCGGUGCGCCGGGCGCGCCCGGCACCGCGCAGGCGGCCGCGCAAGCAGCAGCGGCCGCCGCGGCGGCGGCUCUGCAGCAGCGGCCACCCGGGACGCAGCCCACGCAGCUACAGAUGCAGGCGGCGGCAUUGGCAGCAGCGCAGCUGCGGCCGGGCAUGCUGGGGACGAUGCCGGGCGGGCUGCCUAACGCGGCGAUGAACAACGCCAUCGCGGCGCAGAUGGCGGCCCAGAAGGCGGCGGGGCUGCAGCCAGGUGCCAUGCCAAACGCCGCCAUGAACGCGGCGCAGAUGCAGGCCCUGCAGAAGAUGCAGCAUAUGGCUGCCGGUGCCGCCGCGGCAGCGGCGGCUGCAGGUGCACGGCCACCCAUGAUGCCUGGCGCGCUGCCUACUCCCGGUGCGCCGGGCACGGCCCCAGGCAUGCAGCCCGGCACCGCGCCCGGACAGCCCGCCGGCAUGCCCGGUCAGAUGGCGCCAGGGCAACAGCCCGGCAUGCCGGGCCAGGUCCCUGGGCAGGUGCCUGGAAUGCAGCCGGGCCAAAUGCCCGGCAUGCAGCCGGGUCAAAUGCCGGGAAUGCAACCUGGCCAGAUGCCGGGAGUGCAGCCGGGGCAGAUGCUGGGGCAGCCAGGACAGCCGCAGCCGGGGCAACCAGGUAUGCCGGGGCAGCCUGGCAUGCCGGGUCAACAGCCGGCGGGGAUGCCGGGGCAGCCGGGCCCGAUUCCUGGCAUGCCAGGCACGAUGGGCGGCAUGCCAACUUUGCAGCAACAGCAGCAGCAGCAACAAGCGCUGGCCGCGAUGCAGCAGCAGUUUGCGCAGCAGCAACAGCAACAACAGCAACAGCAGCAGGCGGCAAUGAACGGCCAGCCAGGCAUGCCCAAGUGGACAACGGGCCUCACGCCUCAGCAACAGCAGCAGGCGAUGGCGGCCAUGCAGCAGCACAUGGCCCAGCAGCAGGCAGCUGCAGCAGUGGCCGCUGCCGCUGCUGCAGGCCAGGCAGCGCCUGGUGCGGCCGCAGGUGCGGCGCCGACGCCGCAGCAGCAACAACAACAGCAGCAGGCGGCCGUCGCCGCUCAGCAGCAGGCCGCAGCCGCAGCCGCUGCAGCCGCGCAGGGCCACGCCAACCCGCAGCAAGCGGCCAUGCUGGCGCAGCAGCAGCAGCAGGCGCUCGCGCAGUUCCAGGCGCAGCACCAGGCGGCUGCAGCUGCGGCCGCUGCCGCAGCGGCGGCGGCGGGCGGUGCGCCCGGCCAGCCCGGCCAGCCGGGGAUGCCGCCCGGCCAGGUGCCGCCGAACCUGGCUGCCUUCAUGGGUCAGAACGCCCUGCUGGGUAUGGCUGCACGGCCCGGUAUGCCGCAGAUGCCGGGCGGGUUGCCACAGCAACUGUCCAUGCAGCCGGGCCCGCAGCCGGGGCAGCUGCCACCCGGCCUGCAGGCUGCGGCGGCCGCGGCCGCGGCGGCCGCGGCGGCACAGAUGCAGCAGCAGCAACAGGGCGUGCCCGGGAUGCCGGGUAUGAUGCCAGGCCAGCCGCAGGCGCCUGGCGCGCCGCCGCCGACGGCUGGCUAGAACCUUCCUUGUGACACUGCAGUACAGGCUGGCGUGGAAUGUCGUCGGCUGGAAUGCUGUCGGCCGGGAGCAUUGGCAGAGGUAGAGUUAGUUCAGUCGUUACGCGGCCACGUGUGGCUUCCGUGUUAAGACUGGAGUUCGAGAGGCGCGCGCGAUGUUGCGAGGAGGAGCGUGUUGUUAGCAAGGGCGAUGUGCCGCUGCGCCGCAGGCGAGCGGAUGACCCCGGCUUACGAGGCAAGCAGUUACCGUGUGUACCGUAUGCAGGAGAGCUGUAGGGCUAGGUGGACAGGCGUGUGCCGAAUGAGUUCGGGAUCGGCGUGAGAGACUCCUGUGCAUGAUGGAUUGAUGGUGGAUGGACCGACUGCAGGUGGGGCAUGGUUUGGCAGCGCUGCAUGCCGCGCACACCAGCAAGUAUGGGCGGGGGAUGCCAGCAACUGCCGUGCCUUCGGUGGGGCUGAAUUGUGCUGGUGGCAACGAAAGUGGCGUGUGCACUGCAGCAGCUGACUGGCGGUGCACCGUGGGGUGCUGAUGGUGAGUACACGUGCCGCAUGGCCCCGGGAUCAAGUGGCAGAGCAGGUCACGGUGCAGUGGGAGGCAGCCUGAGGUGGGGCCGCUUGGGAGCAGAAUGCCGUGCAGUGAUUGCUUCUGCAAUGCAUGGGACUGACCAAUGUAAGCAACGCUCGAAGUCUUCAAGAGUGCCAAGUCAGGUGGGGAUGCAGUGACCGAAGGUACAGGUGAGGACUAGGGUUCUGCCCCCGUCCGGCCCUGUGGUUCGGCCCCCGUGCGCCUUGAUGUGUAAAUGUCAAUUGUA
Molecule: messenger RNA, 6004 nt
Organism: Chlamydomonas reinhardtii
Lineage: Eukaryota; Viridiplantae; Chlorophyta; Chlorophyceae; Chlamydomonadales; Chlamydomonadaceae
Exons: 15
Coding region: 355-5193 (1612 amino acids)
Cellular component (GO): NuA4 histone acetyltransferase complex
Source: RefSeq, a predicted model, not a curated record